Messenger RNA from Haliotis rubra (blacklip abalone), 2875 nucleotides. RefSeq names its product sulfoquinovosidase-like. Lineage: Eukaryota; Metazoa; Mollusca; Gastropoda; Lepetellida; Haliotidae. Gene Ontology annotation, molecular function: carbohydrate binding; hydrolase activity, hydrolyzing O-glycosyl compounds. The coding region runs from base 95 to 2308 and encodes 737 amino acids. Gene Ontology annotation, biological process: carbohydrate metabolic process. The record is from RefSeq and is a predicted model, not a curated record. The transcript is spliced from 11 exons.
UCGAAAUCGACAGAAUCAGCUGAGUAGGACACUCCGUGACACUGUAUGUGACACCGAACACCGACGUAACGCGGAGGCAGCUACAUCCAACACGAUGAUGUUGAAAGCCCUUGUGCUGGUGAUACUCGCCAGUCAAACAUCGGGGUUUAAUUUUACACAAAGCGGAAACUCCUUUAGUGUAGCCCUUAAGAGCCUACUGUUGCUGCAACAGAGCCCAGACUCGCCAUGUGUCUACGUUGGGAAAGUGACGACAGUAUUCAACGAAUUCCUGGGAAAUUUCCACAUCAAACAAUCAACCGACGAAAGGAUUGGUCUAUCCAAGUUUCAAUGGACACCAGCCAACAACACCCUUCUGCUCAGCUAUGCAGAUUUUUGGAUGUCGUUGACAUUCACCGGUGACGCCGAUGGUAACGGCUUCAACGUGGACGUGACGGGUAUGAGCAAGAACAUCAAUCAAGUAUGGAUCAGGUUGGUUGCGCCGGCUGGAGAGAGAGUCUACGGUGGAGGGGAACAGUUCUCCUACUUUAACAUGAAGGGACAUUCCUUCCCCAUCUGGACACGAGAGCAAGGUGUGGGGAGAAACCUCAGUACCCUAGCCACGUUCAUGGCCAACAACCGCGAUGGCGGCGGCGGAGACUAUCACACGACGUACUUCCCCCAGCCGACUUUCAUCAGCUCACGGAAGUACUACUUUCAUUACACUGGAAGUAACUACGCAAAACUCGAUUUCAGUAACUCGUAUCACGAGAUCUCGUUUUACGAGACUCCCAUUGGUACAAUGAGGUUUGCCACAGCACCGACCUUGAAGAUUCUUGUCAGCGGGCUGAUAUCAAUGUUGGGUAACGUUCCUGAGCUGCCUGACUGGAUCUAUGACGGCGCCGUCAUAGGCGUUCAAGGUGGCACACAGAAGAUGAUGGAUUACAUAAAUUUGGCGGAAGCUCAUGGUCUGAAGGUGACUGGCGUAUGGAUACAAGAUUGGUCCGGAACUAUUACUACCACAUUCGGACAGAGAGUCUUCUGGGACUGGAAGUGGAACCCCGAUAGGUACCCAGGUCUGGACGAGUCAGUCAAGACACUCAAGGCCCGUGGUAUCCACGUCUUUGUGUACGUCAACCCGAACCUCAACGCCAAUGGGACUUUGUUCAAGCAAGCAGACGCUAAGGGCUACUUCAUACAGAACUCUCAGGGGAAGACCCUGGUCCAGAAUUUCGGCGAGUUCUACUGCGGCACCAUAGACCUGACAAACCCAGAAGCCUUUGAGUGGUACAAGAAUGAGAUACUGAUCAAGAAUGUGAUAAACUUUGGUUUUGGUGGCUGGAUGGCCGACUUCGGGGAAUAUACCCCUGCCUACGCGACGCUGCACAACGGCACGGCGACCAUGAGGCACAACGAAUGGCCCACUUUAUGGGCCCGCAUGAACCGUGAGGCUCUACAGGAGACGGGCACGGAAGGCGAUAUUGUUUUCUUCAUGAGGGCAGGAUUUACAGGAACCGGCAACUACAGCGUCAUGAUGUGGGCAGGGGACCAGAACGUUGACUUCAGCUACGCAGAUGGACUCGCCUCAACCAUACCCGCUGCCCUAUCGAUGGGAAUAACGUCACACGGACUCACCCAUUUCGACAUAGGGGGUUACACUACCGCUUCUGCAAUGGGUAUGGUCCGGACUGAGGAGAGGUUGCUUCGCGGAGCUGAACAUGCAGUGUUUGGGCCCAUGUUCCGAACUCACGAAGGAAACCAACCAACUGCCAAUGUCCAGUUCUACUCCAACAAGUGGAUUACCGUCAAGAUGGCCCGUCUCUGUCAAAUGUUCACUCUGUUGAAAAACUACAGCAAAAAUGUCGUUCGCGUGACGUCACAGACAGGAAUCCCAGCGCAGCGCCCACUAUUAUUGAACUACGAAGAUGACGUAAAUACCUAUGACGUCACUUAUCAGUAUAUGUACGGAGAUGACCUUUUGGUCGCGCCGGUAUUUUUAGCCAAUCAGACAAAGUGGGACGUUUAUCUGCCGAAUGACCAAAGUUCUAACUGGAUCUUCCUUUGGACUGGCAAGGAAUAUCCAGGCUCCCAAACGGUCACGGUGGACGCUCCAGUAGGUCAGCCUCCGGUGUUUUAUCGGAAGAUAUCCCCAUAUGCUGCAGUCUUCCAGCAGAUCGGAAACUUCUCUUUGGUGGUCACCCCAACAACCCCAACACCCCCUCAACCCACCGGUCACCGCAUUAACCCCUCAACUUGCUCGGCCGGAUUCAUCACAUUUUCAUUCGCACUGGGAUCUUUAUCUCUGUUCUUUGCUCUUAAAGCUCUGUUUUAAAUGUGUUGUGAUUCAUAUUCAGAUAGGGUAUUCGUGUUUGACUGAAGACUUGCAGGUGCAGUAUCUACCCAGGAUGUACUGAACGUUAUGACGUGGAAUUGGUCUAGCGGACCACGACGUCGCCGCGUCUGGCUGUUUGGUCGAAUCCUGCAUACACCCCUGUUAUGUUCUUUCGGUUUGUCAGGGCAAUAUCGGCGUUCAUUGUUUUUGCCACAGUGAGUGAGUGAGUUGAGUUUUUCGCCGCUUUUAGCAAUAUUCCAGCAAUAUCACGGCGGUGGACACCAGAAAUGGGCUUCACACAAUGUGCCCAUGUGGGGAAUCGAACCCGGGCCUUGGGCGUGACGAGCGUACGCUUAAACCACUGGGCUACCCCACCGCCCCCCACAGUGGUACAUGUAAACACACUGCAUUACUACGGGUUUCCUUUGAAAUCAUCCAUAUUUAUGUAUCAAUAAAAUUCAAUGUUGCCUUAAAAGUCAUAUCUCCGGUGAGUGUCCCUGAUAUGUCAUACUGUUUGUGUACUACCCAAAAGAAGUUUCUUUGAUAUUAAAAAAUAAUAUGAACAAA